CUCUUCCCCUGUAGCUCUUCUUUUGUGCGUUUGUAUCUGAGUGUCUGUAUGUUAGUCAGCUACAUCCUCAGCACCUGGGACAUUACCUCCAGGUUUCAGCGGGGAAGCUGCAUCGCUGACUCUAUUUGCUGAUCAGGGCUCUAAGCCAGAAUUUCUGCAGGUGUAUAAGAGAGGAGAGGGAGGUCAACAUGGGCUCCAGCUCCUCCUCCUAUGCCCCCAAAACCAUUUACCUGGAAGUGGAUGGGAAAGUGCAAAAGGUGGUGUUCAGUCGACACUGCAGCCCAUGUGACAUCAAGGAGCUUCUGUGUUCCUCAUCCAACAUUCCCAGGAACACUGCCAUUGUGAUGGUAGACCCAGAUGGUGCCUUCGUCUCCAUUGAUCCUACCAUGCCCACCAACUCUCCAAACUCUUUGUACAAAGUUGUCCCACUGUCCACCGGUCAGCUUGGAGAGAAGGAGGACAUGUUUCAGAACGUGCUUUCCCAGGUAGCCGAUCAGUUCAGCAGAGCUUUUCGCAUCAACGAAUUGAAGACUGAGGUCACCAACAGGCUAGCUAUGCUGGAGAAGAGAGUGGAACUGGAAGGGUUGAAAGUGGUGGAGAUUGAGAAGUGUAAAAAUGACCUGAAGAAACUACGAGAUGAGAUGACUUCAAGAGGAGGUGGCAGAGUAAACUGUUCAUGCAAAUACAACUUCUCAGAUGAUGGGAAAAAGGUCACCCCUAGACGAGAUGUUCCCAACUACCCAAAGUACACACUGUCUCAGGAGACUGUGGAGGCACUCAAGAAGCCAACAUUUGAUGUGUGGCACUGGGAACACAAUGAGAUGCUGAGUUGUUUGGAGUAUAUGUACCAUGACUUGGGGCUGGUGAAGGAAUUCAACAUGAACCCCAUCACACUCAAACGCUGGCUGCUGGCAAUUCAGGAGAACUAUCGUAACAACCCCUUCCACAACUUCCGUCAUUGCUUCUGCGUCAGUCAGAUGAUGUAUGGCAUGAUCCACCUCUGCAACCUACAGGAGAAGCUAACUCUGACAGACAUGGGCAUUCUAAUGACAGCUGCAGUGUGUCAUGACCUGGACCACCCUGGCUACAACAACACGUACCAAAUCAAUGCCCGCACAGAGCUUGCAGUGCGCUACAAUGACAUAUCUCCACUUGAGAACCACCACUGCGCCGUGGCCUUCCAAAUCCUCUCUCUGCCGGAGUGCAACAUCUUUGCAAAUGUGGAUCCUGAGGCUUUCAAACAGAUCCGACAGGCGAUUAUCACCCUCAUUCUGGCCACAGACAUGGCCAGACAUGGGGAGAUACUGGACUCCUUCAAGCACAAAGUGGACAACUUUGACUUCACCAACGAAGAGCAUGUGACAUGCCUUAAGAUGGUUUUGAUUAAGUGCUGUGAUAUUUCCAACGAAGUAAGGCCAACUGAAGUCGCCGAGCCAUGGGUGGACUGCCUACUGGAGGAAUACUUCAUGCAGAGUGACAGGGAGAAGUCAGAGGGCCUCCCUGUGGCUCCCUUCAUGGACAGAGAUAAAGUCACCAAGCCCACGGCCCAGAUCGGAUUCAUCAAGUUUGUCCUCAUCCCAAUGUUUGAGACCGUCAUGAAGGUUGGAUCACGUCUGUACUUGUGUGCCUCUUUAUGAAAACAUACAUACCGAUAAACAAAACUUUGCUAUCCAACAGCU
Molecule: messenger RNA, 1679 nt
Organism: Cheilinus undulatus (humphead wrasse)
Lineage: Eukaryota; Metazoa; Chordata; Actinopteri; Labriformes; Labridae
Gene: pde9al
Product: phosphodiesterase 9A like
Exons: 17
Coding region: 189-1637 (482 amino acids)
Biological process (GO): cGMP catabolic process
Molecular function (GO): 3',5'-cyclic-GMP phosphodiesterase activity
Source: RefSeq, a predicted model, not a curated record